UAAAUAUCGAUUCCUUGAGGUGCUUGAUGGGCGCAUGAGCACGCUUAAAUAUCGAGCGAGCACAAGCCGAUCUUUACGAAUUUCGCGUGUGCCUCGUGUUGUAAUUACAAGUGCGACAUUUUAUUAAUAUCGUACAAUUGCAUAUCGUUUGCAAGUAGUGCCAAAGUGCUGCACAAGCAAUGUGAGAGCCGGAACCUAAAGGAAAAUAAAAAUUGUGCGAGUCGACAUAAAACGGAAACUGCGUUUGUGCGAUGGGUGUGUGCUAUGCAGUCGCCGUUAUUUUUAUUUUGAUUGUGGUCCUGUAUGCAAGCCUCGAGUUGCAUUAUUUUCUUCGGAUGACGCUAAGCGUUAUCCUUGCCAGAUUCUGCAAGAAACGCGCCCAUAUUCUACAAGAGACCUCCGUAAAUGGCAUCUGUUUGACUACUGAUAUUGAUACACUUCUAUAUCAUAUGAACAACGCUAGAUUUAUCCGGGAAUUGGACUUUGCUAGAGUCGACUUCUACGAACGGACCGGAUUGUACAGGUGCAUCCGCGCCAAAGGGGGCAGCAUUGCUAUGGGUGCCACCUCCAUCAGAUAUAGGAGAUUUAUAAGGCUUUUCCACAGAUACUCAAUUAGUACUAAGAUAAUAUAUUGGGAUGAUCAAAGUAUAUUUAUGGAGCAUCGAUUCACGACACCUCGAGACAACUUCGUCAAUGCCAUAGUCUGGUCGAGGACACGGCUGAUGGACUGCAGCGCGGAUGAAGUAAUGGCAUCCCUUCUUUCGCCUGGAGACGCCGAAAACGGCACCACCAAACUGAAACCGGAAAUGCCUACGGAUGUAGCCACCUGGAUGGAAAGCAAUGCCAUUUCCAGUGCUAAAUUGCGCGGAAAUUGCUGACAGCAGGUGGAGGCCGCCAUCUCCAAUGGCGGCGGUCAAUAAGUUCCAAUCUGAAGACAAACAUAAUAACCAAAAGCAAAAAUUAUACAGUCUAUGGGAAUUGAUAUUAUAUUCCAUGCUAAAUUAUUAGUGAUUUCUUUGAACCAAUACAUAUUAAAUAUUCCGAAGAGCUUCAAACUGUAGUAAGCCCAGCAUUUAUUAUGCCUAGCUAGUAACCAAGUAUUGGAGGUAUCCUAUUUCUAUAUCAAUAAGUGAUUAAUUGGUGUGAUCUUCUCCAAGCCUGAAAUUCAUUGGGCACAAGUUAUAUGAAUUAGAUAUAAUUUAACAAAAAAAAGUGAAUUAUAUUUUUUUCUUGAAAUAUAGACGUUAUUUUUGAUGAUGGACGAUGAAAUGUCGAUAUACUAAAGCAAGAAGUCUUAUUUGAACAGGGUGCAAUUCAUU
Molecule: messenger RNA, 1319 nt
Organism: Nicrophorus vespilloides
Lineage: Eukaryota; Metazoa; Arthropoda; Insecta; Coleoptera; Silphidae
Product: protein THEM6-like
Exons: 3
Coding region: 252-878 (208 amino acids)
Source: RefSeq, a predicted model, not a curated record